Molecule: messenger RNA, 615 nt
Organism: Mizuhopecten yessoensis (Yesso scallop)
Lineage: Eukaryota; Metazoa; Mollusca; Bivalvia; Pectinida; Pectinidae
Product: 60S ribosomal protein L15-A-like
Exons: 1
Coding region: 1-615 (204 amino acids)
Biological process (GO): cytoplasmic translation
Cellular component (GO): ribosome; cytosolic large ribosomal subunit
Molecular function (GO): RNA binding; structural constituent of ribosome
Source: RefSeq, a predicted model, not a curated record
AUGGGUGCUUACAAGUAUAUUGAAGAAUUAUACAAAAGAAAGCAAUCCGAUGUUCUCGGAUUCCUUGGUAGAGUUAGAUGCUGGGAAUACAGACAAUUAAACGUUAUCCACCGUGCCAGCCGUCCAUCUCGUCCAGACAAGGCCCGUCGUCUCGGUUACAAGGCUAAGCAAGGUUACGUUAUCUACCGUAUCCGUGUCCGUCGUGGUGGUCGUAAGAGACCAAACCCAAAGGGUAUUGUCUAUGGUAAGCCAGUUCACCAAGGUAUUGCUGAACUUAAGUACCAACGUUCUACUCGUGCUACUGCUGAAGAACGUGUUGCUCGUAAGUGCGCUAACCUCCGUGUCUUAAACUCUUACUGGGUUAAUGAAGAUGCUACCUACAAGUACUACGAAGUUAUUCUUGUCGACCCAUCCCACAAGGCCAUCCGUCGUGAUGCUCGUAUUAACUGGAUUGUUAACCCAGUUCACAAGCACCGUGAAGCUCGUGGUCUUACUGCUACUGGUAAGAAGUCUAGAGGUCACCAAAAGGGUCACAGAUUCAACAACACUUCUGGUUCCGGAAGAAGAGCUACCUGGAAGAAGCAAAACACUACUUCCCUCCGCAGAUACCGUUAA